Molecule: messenger RNA, 8458 nt
Organism: Zeugodacus cucurbitae (melon fly)
Lineage: Eukaryota; Metazoa; Arthropoda; Insecta; Diptera; Tephritidae
Exons: 3
Coding region: 4972-5877 (301 amino acids)
Source: RefSeq, a predicted model, not a curated record
AUCUCUUCUUUCAUUAACUUCACUAGUACUAGAUUCAUCCAAUUUCUGGGAGGAGGGUUUCUAUAAAAUUUAAAGAAUUCUAAAUCUAAAGAAAUUAUAAAUAAAGCGAUACAACAACGUUAUGAUUGCUCAAUACAAGGUGAAAAUUAAUCAAAAAAGUCCUCCUAAUUGAACAUACAAGAAGUUUUUAAAUCACAAACAUUCACUUAAAUUUACCCUUAAAUUUCUGAGUUUUAGCUGCUAAUGGCACGGCCAACUGAGAGGCCGGUAAUUCUAAAAAUACUGCAAGUGCUUUGCCCUCUAGCUCAGUGGCAAACCCAGUUUACACACGUCGCGAUGAUAAACGGUUACAAAAGCACCUAAGCCAUGUCGUUUCAGUUCUUCCCGGGCUUGUGUUGAGCAAAAGGUAUAAUUGCACGUAAAAAAGUGACAUUAAACCUAAUAUCUGGUGUGUAAAUGAUUUGUGUUCGAUGUAGCAGCGUUUGCAUCCAUAGUUCUGGAUUUGCUUGCAGCACAUAUUCCAUCGAUUCGAAGGGGAAUCUUUAGUAUACUAUCCCAGGCUUUCGGUAAUAAAAUGGGUAUCGUUGGAAAGAGGAGGUUCUCCAGAUUAAGAAUAUAUAUACAUAUAGCUGCAGCUGACUUAUAGUUUUCGAGAUAUUCGCACUUAAAGUUGAAAAAAGUGCUACUUUUAUCUUGAAUUUUCACAAUAUAUACUGAAUAUUUUAUUAAUAUUAUUAUUUAUUAUUUUACACUUACACUUCACCACAUUGUUUCUGCAUAUUUAUUUGAUAAAAUUUAUCACGAAAAUAGCUGUAAAUAAGUAUUUAACAUUUUACACAAAUCUCUUAAUUUCAACAAUAACAAAAAGGGUUGCAGCUUGACAAGUAAUAAGUGUUGCCAUAUCAGAUAUUUUGCAAACGAAUGAGAAGAACCAAAAUAAAUAAAUACCCAAAAUGCAGAAACAAAUGCCCUAUAAAAGAUUAUAUAAAGGUAAUAUAAGAAAGUUUAUGAUAUUCACUCUAUGCACUAUAAGUAAGGGAAAUGAAAAGUUCUUUCGUGUAGAAAUACUUUCCACAUUGGCGGCCUUCGGCCGCGCUUCAAAAAAAUAACCCUGGUCGAGCCAACACCGGGAGUUAUCAAAGAGGGGGAAUUGAAAUACUCUUUCGUGUAGAAAUACUUUCCACAUUGGCGGCCUUCGGCCGCGCAUCAAAAAAAUAACCCUGGUCGAGCCAACACCGGGAGUUAUCAAAGAGGGGGAAUUGAAAUACUCUUUCGUGUAGAACUAUUUCCCGCAUUGGCGGCCUUCGGCCGCGCUUAAAAAAAAUAACCCUGGUCGAGCAAACACCGGGAGUUAUCAAAGUGGGGGAAUUGAAAUAUUCUUUCGUGUAGAAAUACUUUCCGCAUUGGCGGCCUUCGGCCGCCCUUCAAAAAAAUAACCCUGGUCGGGCAAUCACCGGGUGUUAUCAAAGAAAAGGUAAUACCGAAAGACUUUGCAUUAGUCAUAACACCAUUAUGGUUUGGUUUGGGGUAUAAUCCUUCUUUUUUCUGUUUAUUUUUAUUCUUUUGAUUUUUGCGAAAUAUUUGAUGUGGCAACACUGAUUACUUGUCAACCUGCAACCCUUUUUGCUAUUUUUUAAACGAAGAUUUGUGUAAAAUGUUAAAUAUUUAUUUACAGCCAUUUUCGUCAUAAUUUUUAUAAAAUAAAUAUGCAGAAACAAUGUGGUGAAGUGUAAGUGUAAAAUAAGUGCAGAAUAUUAAUAAAAUAUUCAGUAUAUAUUGUGAAAAUUCAAAAUAAAAGUAGCAUUUUUUUCAACUUUAAGUGCGAAUAUCUCGAUAACUAUAAGUCAGCUGCAGCUAUAUGUAUAUAUAUUCUUAAUCUGGAGAACCUCCUCUUUCCAACGAUACCCAUUUUAUUACCGAAAGCCUGGGAUAGUAUACUAAAGCCGACCCGAAAUAUCUGUAUGGAUAAUUUUAGAAUUCAAGGCAAGAUAAUCUAUAUAUAUAAAAAGAAGUUACAUUUCCUUGGUAAUCUUAUAACUCAAGAACCGCCGAAUCGAUUGACACAAAAAUUUUAGAGUUCGUUCCUACCUAUAAGGAGGUGGUUUGUGUGAAGUUUGUUUGGAAUCGGUGCAGCCGUUCCUGAGUUUGACAUUUUUUGUGAGUAAAUACACUACCAAAAUCAAGUAUUUUCAAUACGAUUUAUCAAUUUUACAUCGUGCUCUCAUUGCGAACAGAAUAUUAAUUUGCUGUCAUUGGAAUUCAGUUGACAGUUUUCUUAUGUGCUUUGAGUUCUUUUAUAUCUUGCUCUCAUUUUGAACAAACAUACUUUUGGUUAGUGUUAACCAUGUGUUUCUUUUUUAAUUGUAUUUUAAUUGCUUCAUUUUUAUAUAUAUAGUUCAAUUGCCAAGCGUUACUUAAUUUUCACAAUUUUAAUUUGAUCUCAUUUUCCGUCAUACACUGUACUGAAAGAAUGCCACGUUCAAGACGACCAAACAUUGGCAGACGUUCACGUCAAUCAAAUGCUACAGCGUUAAAUCGAAGAUCACAAAGUGAAGAAGAUCGUGUUCGACGAAAUGAAAUGGAAACACAACGACACAGACGGAGAACUCACUUGGAUAAUAGUCAAGCACCAAGAAACCGUCGUGGGCGUACGUCCGUUUAUGAUAUACGUCAAAUGGAACACGCGGCUUUCAAUUACGAUGCCACCAUUGAUUACAGCAUGUAUGCCUACAUUGGCCAGAUGAAUAUAGAAUGUAUACAUUGCAAAGCAUUUAAAUUCAUAAACGAAACGCCUGGCAUGUGAUGUGCUGGUGGGAAAGUCAAAUUACCGGUGCUAGAACUUCCGCCAGAACCUUUGCAUUCAUUCAAAAAUACAAUUCAUGCUUUCAAAUUACAUCUUUUGGAGCUACAAAUAUUAUAAAAGAUGGAUUUAUGCCGACGUUUAAGGUGAUUUCUUCGUGUGGAAUUAGCAAUAUCAUUUUUAAUUUAUGUGCCGUCCCCGUGUUCGAUGUUUUUAGAAAUUAAGAUCCGUUAUCAUCUAUAUAUAUUUCUCGACCGUUACAGAUUCAAGGUCAAAUAUACCAUAGAGCUGGGUCUUUGCUACCAUAACCAGAUGGUGAUCAUACAUUUUUGCAAAUAUAUUUCAUUGAUGGUGAGAAUCGUGAAUUAAAUAAGCGCUGUGCAAUUUCGACGAAUACGAGAAGAUCAAUCUUGAAUUAAUUGCAAACAUUUUUUCAUCAACAAUUUUGGUGAAAUUGUUUAAAGUGGCACUCGAACGGAUGCCCUCCGAUGGCCACAAAAUCAUAAUAAAAGCCAAUAAAACACCAAUUGGGGAGCACACCAGACGAUUCAAUGCACCAACGAUUGAUGAAGUAGCCAUUGUUGUGGUUGGCGAACAGUUUCAGUCACGAGACAUUGUUUUGUAUCGUAGAAAUGAGAAUUUACAACGUAUUUCAGAACUCCAUCGCUGUUAUGUUGCAUUGCAAUACCCCAUUUUGUUUUGGAGAGGGGACGAUGGCUAUCACAUCAACAUACCAAUGAUAAAUCCAACAACUGGUACAUAUACAUUUUAUUUUGUUUAACACGUUCGCGUUCAUUUGAAUUUAGCGGGUGGCUGCCAGAGGAUCACUUAAUUUUUCCAUACAAAAUUGAAGAGCGGGAAUUCCCGCUUUUUUUCUACAGGUUAAUUUUUUUAAAUAGUCUGAACAAAUUAGGGAAUUCCCGACAUUACCACAUGAAUUUCCUAUUCACUUUUGUCGGGAUUUCCCGCAUUUCGUCUUAUUGAAACUUCCCCUCAACAAACCACAAAUGACUGGCACGUUAACUUUGAAUGGGGAUUCCCCAAAUUAAAUUUGUUUGAAUUGCGGUUGUCCUGUCAGGGAUGGUAGUUCACGCCUUUACCAACACUAAAAAUGUGCAGUGAUAAGAAGUGAACCAUUUUUGACGGUAGAAAAACCCUAUUCAAAUAGCGCGGGAAUUCCCGCAAUUGUUUUAUUGAAGGAAACAUGAAUGACGGGAAUUCCCGCAAUUUCCGCGAAUGUGCUAAAUAUGAUUUAUAAAUCAUUUUCAUUCGCUAAUUAAUUUUUGCAAUACAGGUCAAGAGUCAACAAAAAAAGACAGUGCGAUGAAUUUUUAUUCGUACCGAUUGAUGAUUCGCCCUCAAGAAACAAAUUUUAUUUUGCGAUGCAAUCGACUUUCGCAUCAAUAUAUCGUCGAUAUGUACGCCAAAAUUGAAAGUGAGCGAUUAAAUUUCAUCCGUUACAUUCAAGCCCGAUUAAGAUCAGAGGAAUACAUACAUUUGCGUGACGCAAUAAUCAAUGAUGUAAAUGUGAAUGAUAUCGGCUGUUUAACAAUUUUACCAUCAUCAUAGUGUCUGAUUGUUUACUUGAUGGCCAAAAGAUCGGCAUGACAUAACUGCCCGUGUAUUCCAACAAAAAUUGAAAAAGUUAAUGGAUCUGAUUGUCAAACGUGUAUUUGGAGAAGUGCGGUGCUUUAUGUAUACCAUAGAGUGGCAAAAAAGAGGCUUACCUCACGCACAUAUUUUGAUUUGGUGCGUAAACAAAAUAACCCCUGAUAUGAUUGAUACCGUCAUAUCGGCCGAAAUUCCAGAUCAAACCAUCGACCCAGGAUUAUUCGAAGUUGUCACGAAAAAUAUGAUUCACGGUCCCUGUGGUGAUAUUAAUCGAAAUUCACUUUGUAUGAUUGAUGGUAAAUGUUCGAAACGUUUUCCAAAGCAAUUGAUUGCUGAAACAAUUACGGUACAACGGUAAAUAACUGUAAUUAAAAUUAAAAAUCAAGAUGUUGAAAUCGAUAACCGGUGGAUAGUUCCGUACUCACCGAUACUGUCAAAAAUGUUCAACGCUCACAUCAAUGUAGAAUAUUGCAAUUCUGUAAAAUCAAUUUAAUAUAUUUGCAAGUAUGUGAAUAAGGGCAGCGAUAUGGCUGUUUUUGGAGUGGCUCCUGAGAAUAAUCAUGACGAAAUUUUGCAGUACCAAAUGGGGCGCUCUAUUAGUACGAAUGAAGCUGUAUGGCGUAUUUUAUCGUUUCCAAUUCAUGACAGACAGGUUGUUGUACAUUUGGCAGUUCAUCUUGAAAACGGCCAACGUGUUUACUACACUGCUGCAAAUGCCGAACAAAGAGCCACCAGUAACUACACUGACAGCUUAUUUCCAGUUAUGUGAAACUGAUGAAUUUUCUAGGACUUUGCUAUAUUCGGAAGUGCCUCACUAUUUCACAUGGAAUGCAUCAACAAAAAAAUUUCAACGUCGCAAACAAGGCACACCUGUUGAUGGUUAUCCAGGUAUUUUUCGAACAUAUGCUUUGGGACGCAUUUAUACAGUUAGUCCAGCUAAAGUUGAAUGUUUUUACUUGCGACUUUUAUUGGUGAACGUACAUGGACCUCAAUCAUUCCAACAUUUACGAACUGUUAAUGGUCAAUUGUGCGCAACAUACCGUGAAGCAUGUCAACACUUGCAUUUGCUGGAAGAUGAUACGCAUUGGGAGGCUACGCUUCGUGAUGCAUCAAUUGUUUCUCCACCAGUUCAAAUUCGUAUGUUAUUUGCGAUCAUAAUAUCAACAUGUUUUCCAUCAAAUCCACUGGAAUUGUGGAAUAAAUACAAAGAUUUCAUGGCUGAAGACAUUUUGAUUCGACUUCGACAUCGUUCCAAUGAUCCUGCAUUGCUGCUGACAUUGGAAAUGUAUAAUGAAGCCUUGAUAAUGAUCGAAGAUUUGUGCCUUACGAUUGCAAAUAAGGCAUUAGGGCAAUUAGGAUUGACUCCACCAAAUCGUCCAAUGCAUGAUUUAUUUGGACGAGAAUUGCAACGCGAACUGCAAUUCAAUCGUAAUGAAUUGCGUGCGUUCGUACAAACGAACAAUUAAAUGAUCAACAAAAAUAUGUAUAUGACACAGUGAUGCAAGCUGUCAAUGACAACACUGGUGGAUUGUAUUUUUUGGAUGCACCUGGCGGCACUGGAAAAACAUUUUUGAUUUCAUUAAUACUGGCAACGAUUCGGUCGGAACAAAAAAUCGCAUUGGCACUUGCUUCUUCCGGAAUUGCAGCUACAUUACUUGAUGGCGCCCGCACAGCACAUUCCGCCUUGAAAUUGCCAUUGAACAUGCAAGCAAUUGAAACACCAACAUGCAAUAUUUCAAGGAGUUCUGGAAUGGCUAAAGUCUUGCAACAAACAUCCAUUAUUUUAUGGGACGAAUGUCCAAUGGCCCAUAAAAAAUCUUUGGAAGCCUUAAAUCGAACAUUACAAGAUUUGAGACGGAGUUUACAGCUGUUUGGCGGUGCAUUAAUAUUGUUAUCUGGUGAUUUUCGUCAAACGUUGCCUGUUAUUCCGAGAUCAACACCAGCUGAUGAAAUUAAUGCAUGUUUGAAAAGUUCAUUUUUGUGGGCACACGUACAAAUGCUUUCGUUGACGACCAAUAUGCGUGUGCGUCUUCAAAAUGAUUCUUCAGCACGUAAGCUUUCAAAAUGGGUUUAUCACGUUAUCGAAUAAUUUUUCAAUAAUUGUAUCAUCAAAAGAAGAACUCACUGAUCGCGUUUUUCCAAAUAUUGCUCAAAAUUAUAAUAACCAUGAUUGGUUACGAGAACGUGCAAUUUUAGCACCAAAAAAUGUCAAUGUCAAUGAAAUCAAUUUCCACAUUCAUAAAAAAUUGCCAGGUAAUUCGGAAACGUAUAAAUCCAUUGAUACUGCUAUGAAUGAUGAAGACGCAGUCAAUUAUCCGGUUGAAUUUUUAUAUUCUUUGGAACCACCAGGCAUGCCACCGCAUAAUUUGAAUUUGAAAGUUGGUUCAUCGAUUAUACUUCUUCGAAAUCUUAAUGCAUCGAAACUUUGUAAUGGGACGAGACUUUCAGUGAAGAAAUUGAUGCCAAAUUUAAUUCAAGCAACAAUUCUCACUGGCAAAGCAAAAGGUGGAAUUGUACUAAUAUCGCGCAUCCCAUUAAUACCAACGGACAUGUCAUUCGAAUUUAAACGUCUUCAAUUUCCUGUUCGGCUAUCUUUUGCUAUGACCGUCAACAAAGCCCAAGGGCAAACGCUCCAGGUGUGUGGAGUUAAUUUAGAGGAAGCUUGCUUUUCUCACGGUCAACGGUACGUUGCAUGUUCGAGAGUUGGAGCCACGAAAAAUUUGUUUAUUUAUGCACCACAAAAUAAAACAAAAAAUGUUGUGUAUACAAUUGUAUUAAAUUAAACAUUGCUUUUCUUUUUCAUUAUUGUGUUAAGAAAUCAAAUCUUUAAGCAAUAAAUUUUUUGCGUAGAGAAGCGCGCCGGGUAUCGCUAGUAUUAUUAUAUUCAACAAUUAUUUACGUAUUCAAUGGUUUCGCCCUUGAUGUUGGCCAUUGUUGGCGUAGCUUCUAUUGCGUGCUUCAAAUUGACAAUGCAAUGAAGUAUUACUGUAUCACCCUCUUCAAUUCCAUAUUUUGGCUUUAGCAAACUUUUAUUUUACGUUUCACUUAUUUAAAAAUGCGUGCUUCAAUAAUUUAAACUUUAAUUAGGCUACAGAUCACUGAUUUAAAUAAAACACGCAAAAUAAUAAAGGGUGAUUUUUUAAGAGCUUGAUAACUUUUUAAAAAAAAAAAAACGCAUAAAAUUUCAUCGGUUCUUUAUUUGAAACGUUAGAUUGGUUCAUGACAUUUACUUUUUGAAGAUAAUUUCAUUUAAAUGUUGACCGCGGCUGCGUCUUAGGUGGUCCAUUCGGAAAGUCCAAUUUUGGGCAACUUUUUCGAGCAUUUCGGCCGGAAUAGCCCGAAUUUCUUCGGAAAUGUUGUCUUCCAAAGCUGGAAUAGUUGCUGGCUUAUUUCUGUAGACUUUAGACUUGACGUAGCCCCACAAAAAAUAGUCUAAAGGCGUUAAAUCGCAUGAUCUUGGUGGCCAACUUACGGGUCCAUUUCUUGAGAUGAAUUGUUCUCCGAAGUUUUCCCUCAAAAUGGCCAUAGAAUCGCGAGCUGUGUGGCAUGUAGCGCCAUCUUGUUGAAACCACAUGUCAACCAAGUUCAGUUCUUCCAUUUUUGGCAACAAAAAGUUUGUUAGCAUCGAACGAUAGCGAUAGCCAUUCACCGUAACGUUGCGUCCAACAGCAUCUUUGAAAAAAUACGGUCCAAUGAUUCCACCAGCGUACAAACCACACCAAACAGUGCAUUUUUCGGGAUGCAUGGGCAGUUCUUGAACGGCUUCUGGUUGCUCUUCACCCCAAAUGCGGCAAUUUUGCUUAUUUACGUAGCCAUUCAACCAGAAAUGAGCCUCAUCGCUGAACAAAAUUUGUCGAUAAACACAUUUCGAACCGAACACUGAUUUUGGUAAUAAAAUUCAAUGAUUUGCAAGCGUUGCUCGUUAGUAAGUCUAUUCAUGAUGAAAUGUCAAAGCAUACUGAGCAUCUUUCUCUUUGACACCAUGUCUGAAAUCCCACGUGAUCUGUCAAAUACUAAUGCAUGAAAAUCCUAACCUCAAAAAAAUCA